AUGUUCGAAGAAAUUCCAAGAUGGGUGAUAUUCACGGCUAUCUCAUCUCUGCUGUGUGUUGCAGGUAGUCUUUGUGUUCCGGUGGUGUCAUGUUUUUUCCGCAAAAGCUCCGGAGUCAAUUCAAGACUAUUAAACUACGGUCUAUCACUGAGCGCUGGAUCUAUGAUGACCACCAGUCUUAACAAGAUGCUCCCUAAAGCUGAAAAGGCAGACCGUUUAACGGUAUUUUUGGGGUUUGUUCUUGGAGUGACGGCUAGUUUUUUGCUGAACUUCAUCGUCCAUGCCUACACAAGUGAAAGUUUGGUACACUGUAGUCACGGAGAGGGCGACACAAAAUUGCACGACUCAGACUCUCAUCAUCACAGCCACACAGAUAAUGUACUGGAUCCCCACGAUCAUUCCCAUUCUGAACAUGAACACAAUCACCACCACGGCAGCGAAAACGCUCCACACUCUGAGGGCGAACACCAACAUCAAGGCGAACACGAACCACUAAUUACAGGAAGACCAUCGUUGAAGUCUGGACAUGCACCCCCACUACGAUCCAAGCGCUCAAUCAUAGAUUUUUUAUCCCGCCCCACGAUUCGCGCUGGAAAUUGUUAUGGUUCAAAGUAUUGUGUGCCUAAAACCGUUCGGUCUAGUAGCCACAGCAACCCUGAAGAAGUUUCCAUGGCAUGUCCGUCAGGCGCUUCCAAAAUUGCCUGUCCAGAAAAUGAUAUCGGAUACGAUCUCGAAAACCUCUCGGUGUAUCGCGCCAAUUUCUUAAAAGGUGAAAUGUCUCACGAGCAUUUGAACCGUCAUGGAUCUAUUGGCUCUUCCUCCUCCACUCCGGAAAGUCUCGAAAGCGGCCAACAUCACCACCAUCAUCUCGCAACUCCGUUCUCUAAGCUGAUGUCCAUAGGUAUCCAGACCUGUUUGGUAAUUACAUUGCACAAGUUUCCUGAGGGAUUCGUUGUUUUUUUUACUAAUAAAAACAACUCAGAUUCAAGGUCAUUCGGGCUCUCCAUUUUUCUCAGUCUCGCAAUCCACAACUUUAUAGAGGGUUUUGCGAUGACUUUGCCACUUUAUGCUGCUUUCAGAAACAAGGCCUAUGCCAUUUUGGCCGCCAGUGCAUUAGGAGGAGGUUCUCAACCUUUAGGCGCCAUAAUUGGCUAUUUCAUUUUCAAGAGAACUGGGGCUCAGGAACUGAACAUAAAUAUUCUUCUCAGCGUCACUUCCGGUUUCUUGUUCGUGAUAGCCAUUCAAAUGUUUCAGACUGCAAUCAGUUUUAGUGAUUCUCACCAUCAUCACGACGGCGGUGAUGAAGACGAGCAGGAGGAACCUCACACUUUAGCGACUGUGUGUUUGAGGUGGUGCUGUUUGGGAGCAUUUUUAGUUCUCUCAACAGGGCUUUUCUCGUCAUAG
Messenger RNA from Lachancea lanzarotensis, 1404 nucleotides. It is a transcript of the gene ZRT3, whose product is annotated as LALA0S11e04060g1_1. Gene Ontology annotation, cellular component: membrane. NCBI's taxonomy places the organism in Eukaryota, Fungi, Ascomycota, Saccharomycetes, Saccharomycetales, Saccharomycetaceae. The coding region runs from base 1 to 1404 and encodes 467 amino acids. Gene Ontology annotation, biological process: zinc ion transmembrane transport. The record is from RefSeq and is a predicted model, not a curated record. Gene Ontology annotation, molecular function: zinc ion transmembrane transporter activity. The transcript has a single exon.